Felis catus (domestic cat) is the source of this 907-nucleotide messenger RNA. RefSeq names its product mitochondrial intermembrane space import and assembly protein 40-like. The coding region runs from base 148 to 591 and encodes 147 amino acids. The transcript has a single exon. Gene Ontology annotation, biological process: protein import into mitochondrial intermembrane space. The record is from RefSeq and is a predicted model, not a curated record. Lineage: Eukaryota; Metazoa; Chordata; Mammalia; Carnivora; Felidae. Gene Ontology annotation, molecular function: protein-disulfide reductase activity. Gene Ontology annotation, cellular component: mitochondrial intermembrane space.
CGGGGCGGGGCAGACCUCGAGGGGCGGGUCCGUGUAGGCCUCGGAGCCUCCCGCCCAGCCUGGGGGAGAGGUCACAGCAGGAGCCUGCCACCGCCUGGGCCGCCGCCACCGCUCUCGCCGCCAGGUCUGAGUGCCGACGCUGCAGCCAUGGCCUAUUGCUGGCAGGAAGGGAAGGAUCGAAUCAUAUUUGUGACCAAAGAAGACCAUGAAACUCCAAGCAAUGCAGAGCUGGUGGCUGAUGACCCCAACGAUCCGUACGAGGAGCAUGGAUUGAUCCUGCCAAAUGGAGACAUUAACUGGAACUGCCGGUGCCUUGGGGGAAUGGCCAGUGGCCCCUGUGGGGAACAGUUCAAGUCGGCCUUUUCCUGCUUCCACCAUAGCACAGAGGAUGUUAAGGGGUCAGACUGUGUAGACCAGUUCCUGGCCAUGCAGGAAUGCAUGCAGAAAUACCCGGACCUGUAUCCCCAGGAGGAUGAGGACGAGAAGGAGGAGGAGGAGGAGGAGGAGGAGGAGGAGAAGCCAGCAGAAUGUUUAGAAGAGACAGCUCCUACUGAAGCCACUGCAACCAAAGAAAAGGAGAGGUCAAGCUAAUGAAGACCAUAAGGCACUGGGCUCCAGUCCUUCUCCUUCAGAGUAAUAUGAACCUUUUGUAAGAUGCCUUUUGGUCAUUCUCCGAGAAAGUGUCUUUCCCUCUGUUGUUCUGUGCACUAUAAUGUACAAAAUAACUUAUUUUGAUGAUCAGGGGUCUUGGUCCUUUGACAUACACACUGGAAAAAAUGUAUGUGUGCCUCACAUAAACCUAUCAGCAAAUGUAGCUGUCACUUUUGAAUUCUCAGAUUAUCCUGAAUUUUUCCUCUUUGAAAUAAUGUACUGACUAUGCUCAGCAACUAAAAAUCAUUAUCUGGGA